AUGGUGCUUCACAGCUUGGUCGUACCCACUUCGCCCCUCCCUCACCAAGCCGAGCCUCCUCCCCUCACUCGGUCCCCGUCCUCCCUCCUCGGCCUGACCGAGUCGCAGAAGCGCCGUCGCAAGAACAUGUCACGGGCGUCAUCGAAUGAACCUACUGUCGCGGGAGGUCUUUCGAAUUGGCGCAGACAGCCGAAGGCAGGUGGCAUUGGAACUGGGACUGGGACGACGGGGAGUGGAGGGACGAGCGAGAAGAAGAAGCGGAAGGGGGCGCUGGGUAUGGGUAUGCAGGGCACGCCGGCGAAGAGGGGGAAGAGAAGCCAUAGCAAGAGUAUGGGCGUCCACUCGACGCCAGCAGUCAAAAUCCGUUCUCGAUCGCAGUCUCAAUCCCGCCCUCAUGGUGUCCAGGGCAAAGACGUCUCUGCCGAAUCGUCGCUCUCCUCUCUCGGCUCCCUUCCGAGCUCGGCGGACAUGCUUACACUCUCGCCUCAAUCGCUGAUCCCAGAUCUCUCUUCGCCCAGUCUACCUGCCAUAACCCGCACCGCUCGUAAGGAAGACGUCUUCGAUAGCACCUACGUUCUCAGUCCGAAGGAGCGCACAAGCGAGGAGCUGGAGGACAUGGAUCGCCUCAUCCAAGACGCUGAAGCCGGCAAGGCGGGUCAAGAGUUUCCAGAAGAGGAGGAGGUAAUGGAGGAUGAGAUGGGAGCGCUCUACGGGUGGAAGGAGGAUGUGCUGUGGUCAGUGCAAGGGUCAGUGGAGUCGGCUACAGGGUCGGCUCCAUUACAACCGGGCACGUCGGAACGGAACGAAUCUGUCGACGACCCGACUAUCCGGAACGGGACGAUCUACCACGAUAUCCUCAUGUCGAUGAACGACAACUCGCAGCCAUCCACUUCACCGUCGUCCCGGACAAAAGCACGUUCGAGCACUAUCCGGAACCGACAGCCCACUCCUCGCAAGCCUAGCUCAAGCGGGACUGAACCUCGCACCGCUCGGCGAACUUCGGCUCUAACCGCUAUCAUCGCUUCGGACUCGCCGGAUGAGGCGACGUUCUACACUGCCAGGACGAGCCGAGCUCCAGUUGACCAAUCAGCAAGGUGCGAGAGCAUCUCGGACGAAGGGGAACAGGCAGAAGACCUCGUGCGUCCGGCAUCCGCACGGAAGCAGCGUCAUGCGAUCUCCGGGGCGGAUCUCUUCCGCCUGCAGCACUUGGCGACGGCGGGCGAUACGCAGCACACCAUGGCCUCACGGCAACCUCGUUCCGUCCCGGACGAGCGCCAGCGGGAUCAGCCGCUCGGCAACGACUUUCGGCCGACACUCAGCCAGCUGCUUAACGCGUCUGACCCAGUCAAACGUAACGUUCGGUUGAGCGACCUCCUCAAAUCCACUCAGUCCACCGGCGACCCGUUGACCCAGCAGUCGGAGGACUAUUCGCUCGAGUACAGUCGGAAACAAGGUCCCCUCCCAAAAGACGUCUCCGAGAUUGCGUCAGCUGGAGCGGCCGGAGUGACGACCGAGCUCGAUCUUCACUAUCCAUUCGAUGACUUUUCUCAACCACCCGAACCAGACUUUCAAGGCGCCUCUUCGGACGGUCAUGAAGCGCUACCCCUCUCUCCCGUCCCUGAUUCCGACGUAUCUACCUUGCGCGCUUGGCAAUUCCGAGGAGAUCCAGCUUUGCUUGUUCCCUUCGCCCCGUCCUCUCAGCUAUCCCCGCGUUCGCCUUCACCACCUCUCUCGCAUAUAUCCUUCACCGCAUCCCGCUCGCCUUCUGUUCAGCCGCCAACAUCACCUCUACACCCAUCGCGAUCGCCCCAGAAGAAUCGACACUCCAAACGAACACGCAGAGGCGCGUGGCGCGGUGCCGAGGUGCUCGCGCGAAUGAACGCCGCAGACAGAAACUCAGCAAAGUAUCACACGGCGUUUGACCGAGUCUCAGUUGGGUCGGAGGUUGGGGAUGGCGAUAGCUUGAUGGAAGAAGUCAGUACUAGCCGGAAAAGGAGGGUCAGUGUUGCGUCGGUAGCUGAGUUUGAGGAGUCCGAGGAAGUGCUUGAGGCUCGGAAGCGACGACUUGAACAUUAUAGGGAGUUGGAAGAAGGGUAUCAGCUCCACGUCGAGCUUGUCCUUUGA
Messenger RNA from Dioszegia hungarica, 2124 nucleotides. RefSeq lists its product as uncharacterized. NCBI's taxonomy places the organism in Eukaryota, Fungi, Basidiomycota, Tremellomycetes, Tremellales, Bulleribasidiaceae. The transcript has 4 exons. The record is from RefSeq and is a predicted model, not a curated record. The coding region runs from base 1 to 2124 and encodes 707 amino acids.